Messenger RNA from Cuscuta campestris, 1546 nucleotides. NCBI's taxonomy places the organism in Eukaryota, Viridiplantae, Streptophyta, Magnoliopsida, Solanales, Convolvulaceae. The record is from the annotation of a GenBank genome assembly.
CUAAAACUUUAAAAUUUGUAAGGAUAUAAAAGUGAAAUGUGGGUAGGGAAACAAAAGUCGAUCGAGAGCGCCGAAAUAGGGUUAGGGAGGGAGGCGGUAUUGGAAGUACGAUGCAAGGCAAGGACUCGACAGAGAUCGAGAGAGGCAUCAUCAUGGAAGAGGAAGAGCCGGCAUUCGUGGUGUGCGGGCAAAGAGCUGUACCCGGUGACGAACUCCCUAGGAAGGGUUUGGCGGAAUUCCACAAGGUGUUUUUGGGAGGGAAGGGGAAAGUUGUUGAGAAUGCGUAUCCACCAUUGCUGAGUAGCUUAGGAGCAUUCUGUUUGGUAGCCUUGCCUCCGCCGCCCAAGGAGGGCGGGGGAGGAGGUCCGACGGUGUACGUGGUGGGCGGUUUGGGUCCUGGUGAGAUAGGUCCACCCAACGAUGAGGACGACGACAAACUAGUUCUCUACCCCGGCGGGUGUCGUCUUGUCGAUGGGGAUCCUCCGAGAUGGGAGCGGAUUCAAACUCCCAUUCACAAUGGUCGCUACUCCACCUGUGCUGUCCAUCAGGGGAAGAUUUAUUGCUUUGCAUGUUAUGAUGUGGAUCCUGAGGUAUUUGAUCCCCUUGAUGGUAAUUGGCACAAAUCCCUCCUAUCUAACCCGCCUCAUUCACUUCGGGAUCUAAGGGUAUAUCGUCCCGUCCUCCCUCAUCCUUCCCAACAUCGUAUCCUUAUUCACCUUUCUGAUGGUUCCCUCUGGGCUUUCUAUCCUCCAACCCGUCUCUCUACUUUUGCUUGGGAGCUUGUUGCCUCCCAUUUUGAUCAUUGGGGCAAUGUUGUUGCUCUUUAUGAAAACCUCAUUUUCAUUCAUGAUUUUUAUACUCCCAGUUCUUUCUUUGUAUACGAUUUAGACACCUCUAAAUGGCUGGAUGUAGUUUGGUCCUCAGAAACCUGUAUCAACAUUGGCUAUAAUAUUACGUCCGUGGGUUUUGAUUCCUUGCAAUGUGUGGGCGAUGGGGUGUUCUGGGCGGCUUCAUGGUCGCCCUCAAUUAAACGUAAUGAGCCCGUCUAUAUUUAUUUCCUCAAGUUCAAAGCAGAGUACGUCCCAGCAACUUCAACCAUUCGCCUCACUCCUCUUACUUCUCAGAUGCAUCCUAUUCCAGGAAACAUCACUGUCAAUCGUUUCCUAUUGCUCCCACCCUAGCUAGAGAUAUUUGUUAUUGCAGGAGGCGUAUGGGGUAUGGCAGUGUUUUUCAGGGGACCUCGAACAAACUCACAUGGGUGCCUCAUUUCCUUUUAUCCUCCCUGUUUUCUGUUUUAUUAGUGAUGUUUACAAUGGUGCGAACUUGAUGUGUCUUGUGUGCUUUGUAUUAUUAAUUUUCUUUGUCUUGGUGGAGGGACACAUAAUAAAUACAUUUGUUUGGAUUGUCAUGUAAUCGAAUUGAUUUGGUUUCCAAUCCCUAAUUUUGGAUGAAUGCCGAAUGUAACUGUUAUUAGAAUUUGAAUCCAACUGUUCCAAAGUGGCAGUGAGCCUUUAGACGCACUGCAAAUGUUGUGGCUGGUAUAGGG